ACGACAACACAUUUGCACCGUCCACGUUAGGGAACCGGCUUCGCUGUCAACACAACCGAGAACAAAGAUUGAGCCGUAGAGAUGAUGUUUCCAUUUGCUGUGUUUGCGCUUUUGUCUUUGGCAAGCGCAAGUGAUGUUUUAGAGUUCACAGAUAGUGAUUUUAGUUCCAAAAUAGUAGAUCAUGACGUUAUUCUCGUCGAGUUUUUUGCUCCAUGGUGUGGACACUGUAAAAGACUAGCUCCAGAGUACGAGAAGGCAGCAACUUCACUAAAAAAGAACGAUCCACCCGUAUCACUUGCAAAGGUUGAUUGUACUGCCAAUACAGAAGUUUGUGGUAAAUAUGGUGUCAGUGGAUAUCCAACACUGAAAAUAUUCAAAAAUGGAGAGAUGGCAGAAGAUUACAACGGUCCGAGAGAAGCAGAUGGUAUUGUGAAGACCAUGAGAGGUAAAGCCGGCCCGGCCUCAAAGGAACUAACGGAAGUGGGACAAGCUGAGAAGUUUUUGGACAGCUCAGAAUAUGGUGUUGUUGGUUUCUUCAAGAGUGCUGACAGUGACCUUGCCAAGACAUUCCAGAAAGUUGCCUCUGCCAUGAGUGAAAGCAUUAACUUUGCUCACACCUACAGUGGUGACAUUAACAAAAAAUAUGGAUAUGAUGAUGAUAUUGUUUUAUUCCAACCAAAGAGACUACACAGUAAAUUUGAAGAGUCAAAACAGAAAUACACUGAUGAUGCCACAGUAUUUAAAUUGAAGAGUUGGAUAGCCGAUCAAAGUCUUGGGUUAUGUGCACACAGAACAUCCGACAAUGCUGAUAAAUUGAAGAAACCAUUGAUUGUAGCUUACUAUGAUGUAGAUUAUACCAAAAAUGUGAAAGGAACCAACUACUGGAGAAACAGGGUGAUGAAAGUUGGCAAGAAGUUGAAGGAUGCAGGAAAAAGUGUAUACUUCGCUAUCAGCAGCAAAGAUGAUUUCAGUCAUGAGCUCAAUGAAUUUGGAAUUACAUCACCAAGUGAUGAUAAACCAACAGUAGCUGCCCGGGAUAGCAAAGAUCAGAAAUUCAUAAUGACUGACGAGUUCAGUAUGGACAAUUUGGAAAAGUUUGCAAAUGAAUUAUUAGAUGGAAAAUUAGAGCCAUACCUUAAAUCUGAACCAGUUCCAACACAAGAUCAGCCAGUUAAGGUUCUAGUUGGAAAGAAUUUCCAGGACAUUGUGACAGAUGAUAAAGAUGUUUUGAUCGAAUUUUAUGCACCAUGGUGUGGACAUUGUAAACAGUUGGAACCUAAAUAUACUGAACUCGCUGAGAAGCUUGCUGAUGAGCCCGAGUUGGUUAUUGCAAAGAUGGACGCUACAGCUAAUGAUGUUCCUCCUCCAUAUGAAGUACAGGGAUUUCCAACAAUUUAUUUCAAACCAAAGGGAUCAACACCUAAAAAAUACCAGGGAGGUAGAGAGGUAACAGACUUUGUGAAAUAUUUGGCCAAAGAAGCCAAGGUAGAAUUAAAGGGAUACAACAGAGAUGGCAAGAAGAAGAAGUCCAAGAAAACAGAGUUGUAAAAGAUAAUUAUGUUAGAAAUGAAAGACGAAUGGCGUGAAUUGUGUGUGUAUUUUAUGAAGUGUACAUCAGGGCAGCACACUUUCUUUAUCAUUGAUUUCAUUUCUCUGCUUAGUGAUGCCAAUCCAUAACCUGCCGUUCAUAUAUAUAAGACAUUUGGUAGAUGUAUGCCGCCACAUUUGAUGUGAUGAAAGACAUUGUACAUUGUAUUAGGAAGAGUUGUUAAUCAGACCCCUGUUCUGCCCUGAUGUAUACUUGAUUUAAGUGCAGAAAGUCCCAGGAUUCCUGUAGAUUCAUUUGAUUUGUGAUAGCCAUUCUAAUCAUGUUUUCAAUACAAAGUUGAUAUUCAACAUUUUUACAUAAAAGAUUCUAGAGGGAUAGUGAUUUCGAUCAGUUGUAGAAAGUUUAUCCAGUAUGUAAAACGACUAUGCUGCAGAACCAAUCGAUGGAUACAUAAUUAUUGCUUACAUAUCAUGGAAAAGAAUUGAGAACUUACUGUAGUUGUUUUUAUUAGGAAAAAUAAGUCUACUGUAAGUAGGAAAUCUUUCAAACUAAAGCGAAUAAAUUUUACCAUGUAAAGAGCUGUAACUGAUUGGUGAAAGAACAUUGUGUACAAUAUUGUAGCUGAAUCUUAAAAAAAUUGUGCGAUAUAGUUUAGCGAGGUGCUGGUAUGUACAAUGUAUUGCUCAUGGAUUUUGAAGGGUCUUGUUUUCAACGACAGAUUUUUUUCACAGUUAUUCUGUAUUUAUUCCUUCAUAAUACAUUAGGAAGGAAACAGUUUACUUUGUAUGAGAUGUAAGAAAGUAAUUACCGUGUAUAUUAUUAUGGUAUAUGGAUUAGGAAAAAUAGUCUAGUUGGAAUUGAGCUAAUAUUAAGUAUUAUUGAACUUUGCUUUUUCUUUAGAUUAAAGUGCUUACUAAAUACCUGUGCACUAUUUUUUAUAUUGCAUGUGGAUCAUGUCCAAGUUAAAAAAAACAAACUUUGAAAACAGAGGUACCAUAUUGUACCUUUGCAUAAGAAUGAGUAAACAUCAUUGUAUAGUUAUUCUAAAGUGCUUUGAUCACUGAGUGCAGUACAGGUCUCAUACAGCAUUUGUUUUGUUUGUUACUGUAUACAUUGGUAAUGUAUUUAUGUUGAAAGUAUUUGUAAGAUUGUGAUAAACAUACAUAUGUAUGAGAGAAGUCCUUAAAGUUAAAAGAAAAACUCGUAAAAUGUUUUCACUAGACUGCCUGCCUAGAUGAUUGUUUCAAAAGUUGAUGAAUGCUUACUUUUACGUUGAACCUAUGAUAGGGUGUAUCAUUAAAGAGUGCAUAAGUGUCUGCAAAUUGUUAGUCAGUGAAAGCCCUGUCACCAGUUGACUCGAAAAUAUUGCUGAAUAGUAAGAAAUUGAGUAUUGUAAUGUACCGGAAAUUAGAACAUAUUUGCGUUUUAACUGGGAAAAGUCAGGGAUGAAAAUAAGACCUAGAAUUUACAGCAUAUUUUGCCUUAUUUCAGUAUAAUAGUGAAGUUAAUGUAUGUUAGCUCCAGACUUCACUAGUAGUCAAAAUAAUUUGUUAUCCUGGAUUGGUUUUAGCAUAUUUAUUUUGUUGCUAUCAUUUCAUUAAACACCAUAUGAUAUAUAAAUAUGUGUAAAGACUUUAUACUAUUUAGUGCCUGCCAUUGUUUAAUUGUCUAGUUGUUUUUCUUGAAACUUUAUGGACCAUACUCUUGCUAAUAUUACUAACAUUUUGAAUGAAGAUUUAAAUGUACUGAGAGGGUAUACAUGUUGUACAUGUGAUGUUGAAGAAAUCAUGUUAUAAAAGAUAACAUUAAUGAAAUAAAUAUUAUUAUAUGAAA
Mercenaria mercenaria is the source of this 3382-nucleotide messenger RNA. RefSeq names its product protein disulfide-isomerase A3-like. Lineage: Eukaryota; Metazoa; Mollusca; Bivalvia; Venerida; Veneridae. Gene Ontology annotation, cellular component: endoplasmic reticulum. Gene Ontology annotation, biological process: protein folding; response to endoplasmic reticulum stress. The record is from RefSeq and is a predicted model, not a curated record. The transcript has 13 exons. Bases 82 to 1548 code for a protein of 488 amino acids. Gene Ontology annotation, molecular function: protein disulfide isomerase activity.